GUUAGUGCAGAAAGAGAAGAACCACCCCGGAACCGAGAAAGAGACGAAACGUCGAAACGAGAACAAGCUGCUUGGUCGACGAACGAUCAGCAUUGCAUCAAGUCGCAUCGCAUCGCAUCGCAUCAAGUCGCAUCGCAUCGCACAAAGUCGCAGCCAAAACAAAGAGCAUCGCAACCUCGCACUGCUCGAACCAGUGGCAAAGAAAGAAAAGACAGAGAACGGAUCACGAUGAAGAUUUUCGCAGCGGCACUCUUGCUCCUGAAUACGGACGGGAAUUCCGUCGGUGCCCAGAUGAUGGGAGGGGGAUACGGAGCGCGCCGGGAAGAAAAACACCACCGCGGUGAGUACCACGAGGAACCGGAACACAUCCUGACCAAGGAGGAAAUCGGGGACCGGGACCGCUUCUGGAAGCGCAACCUGGUGGAAGAAAGCGUCGUCCACGAGGGGGUGAACCACUACCACAACAUCAAGAACUGCAUCCAGGAAAGGCUCACCGAAAAAGAGUUCUCCGAGCUCAAAACGGUGAACAACCAUUCCGUCCGGUCCAUCGGAAGGACGAUCGACGAUCCCAACAACCACGGCAUUCCGAUGCUGGUGACGGUCGAGAACGCCAUGCACCCGACCCACGUCAGGGCGGUCCAGACCCUGGCCUCCUGCAUCCGAAGCUUUCUUCCCCACCUCUACGAAAGCCGGGCCAUGUACCAGGAAAUGAACCUAGACGAGGACGACGGAUCCGGGGGCAACUGCCCCACCCACCUGGCCCCCCUGGUCGGCGUCUUUCUCCCCGAGGUGGACCGGGAAAUGGCGGCCACCCUCGAGGUCGCCUACCGGGGCACCCCAGGCUGGAUCGCCACCGUCCGAGAGGACCAGGCGGACCCCCACAUGCCCCGGGACAAGAAGCUCUACCCCCCGGCAGAGGUCGGCGUCCGGGCCUCGGAGCACCUCACCUACUCGGACUUUCCCCGCCUGGCGGAGCACCACGACGGAGACACGUGCUACACGAUGAACUUUGCCUUCUCGGCCCCCGGGGACUACGAGGGAGGGGAGUUCUUCAUCCUCAGCUACGACGACGACGGCGAGAACGAGUUCCGCGACACGAUCAAGCCCAACCAGUACGACGCCCUGGUCUUUCUGGGCGGCAGGUACCUGCACGGGGUCAACGAGAUACACGGUGGCCACCGCGAGAUGUUCAGCACGGAGCUCUGGGCCUACCCGGACACGCCCUUUGGAUCCAGCCUGUGGUCCAACUUUCCCAACAACAUGGAGGACUACGUCGAGCGGUGCAACAAGGAGCAGGCAAAGACGGGAAGCGACACGUGCACCCUGCCCUACGACCUCAUCACGCCCUUUGCCGACAGCCGGGAAGAGGUCCGGCAGAAGUACGAGGGGGGUGGCGCGGGCAGCGACGACGAGGAGGACGACGACGACGACGAGGACGCCAAGCAGUACGACUAUGACCGCAGCGAGCGAGACGGCCACGGAGAUCCCCUCCCACCGCCCCUCCCCGGGAUCGACCGCCAGCACGACAACAAAAUCCGGCCCAACCGCGUCCGGCCGAACAGCCUCCGGGCCACGAGGGUCGUCUUUACCGACGGCUACGGCAAGGAGAUGGAGCUGGACGACUUUUACCCCCACAAGGACGAACCCGACUUUUUGGUCCCAAAGAAGCUGGGCGUGGCCGAGAUGGAGCCGAUCCGCUGGCGGGAGGACCUGAGCCCCGUCGACGGGCCGGACGGAGAGUCCUUUGUCAUUGGCUUUCCCCCCGAGCUGCACGAAGAAUUCAAAAAGUACGUGGCCCGAUCGGGCAUGAUGAGGAUCGCCCACCAGAUACUCUACCAGGAAGAGGAGCUGGAAGUGGACGAGCAGCGGAUCUACACCCUCGACGACGGAGAGAAAUGGACGGCCAUGGUGCAGGGAUCCUGGGACACGGACAUGGUCUGGCUGGAUCCCGGGGACGAGUCCUGCUUCGAGUCUCUCCUGGGAGUCCUGCGGAGGGGGGGAUUCGACAAGGUCCUGGACAAGGUCGGCAAGACCUUCGACCUCAACGGGCUGAUGAUCCAGGGCGUCGGGGCCAUUUUCUUGUCGGAAUACACCAAGACGGAAAACAUGCACGUGGACAUCCCGGGGAGCCGGGGCUCCUUCUACAACAUCAUCGUCCCCGUCCACAUCCCGGCCGACGACGUGGCGAUCUUCAAGAUCAGCGACAAGGGAGACGACUUCCAGGGCCGCAUCAAGCUCGACCCGAACGUCGGGGUCGUUCUGGGGGGAGAAUCCAGGCACGGGACGGGCGAAUGCAACUACCGCAAGCGCGAGGACUUUCGUCUCUCCUUUGCCGUCUACGUGGCGGACAUCAACGACGAAAACAUCGAGAUGAUCGCCGGCGACUCGACCUCCCUCUGGCCGACCCAGGGGGACACCUUCUUUUUCGAGUCCCAGAAGGGACGCCUCUGGACCAGGGACGGGAAGAACUCGCUGGCCCGCGACAGGGGCCGGGCGCCGAUGAACAUCCAGGACUCCCUCCCGGAGUGCGCCACGAUGGACAGGGACCUCUGCACGAGGGACGUCCAGGGAAUGCGGCUGGCCUGCCCCAAGACCUGCGAGCUGUACCUGGAGGACGACGUCUACUAUUCCAGGUACUUCCCGAACCGGACCGCCGAGCCACCGACCUGCGACAACCCUGCCUGCGAUGCCUAGGAAGGAAGCCACCAAACACACGGUAUCUCGCGGGGGGCUCGAACGUCGCUCCGUCUCUACCACUACUACUCCUACAGCACCUGCUACUACCAUAGACUAUUUCAAACGCUGCAACCCUUUCGGGACUGCCUCUGCCGUUUUUAACCGGACGAAUGCUGCGAUUCGUUAGUGUUUUCUCAUCGUACUCGAACCAGUAAUGAUCUAGAUCCUCAUGGUUGUCCCAGCGAAAGAAAAUUCGUCGACCCAAACGACCCAUUAUUCGUGACUAAAGUACUGUUGGUUCACUCCCAAAACUUGAAAUUGAGAUUUUCUCCCUCGACCGUGAUUUCCCGUACCGUAGCGUACGUACUCGUGAGAGUAGUACGAAUUUGCAACGCAACCGCACCGUAGUUCACACGUACCGUUCUCCUCUCUUUUCGGCUGCCAAGCACUGUGGGAGUCAAAAACUAUGCCGCAGCACCGUGGUAUUUUCACAACGUCCGUGGGAAUCGAUCGGGCUCGAGCCCCACGGCCAAUCGCACAACGAAACCGCUGCCUCGAACUGCGGUAUGGAAACCGUCUGCGGGUCGCCGAAGGCUGGUGGGAAUGCCGUUCGAUCACAACGCAAGCGGCGGCGCCCAUGGGAAUCGAUUCGAGUCCGGUGGCCUACGAAACGACGGUGCAAACCCCCGAAACAGCUCGGAAAUGGGGAGGCCGUCUGCGUUUCGCCGAGCGGUGGGAAUCGGUCGACUUCAAGUUUGCGAUUAACGGGUAGAACGAAAUGACUUCUUUCGUGCUCGGCUUUGGGUCUCUCUUCCCGUCCGAACUGUGCAUUCUAGGAUCCAAACAACUGCAUCGGGAGGGAUUGCAAUGACCCGGUGGGCAAAACCGCGAUCUCCUACGAGAGCAAGCGUACAGUCCGGUAGAGACAAAGCAUCGGAAUCACCUCGGAUUCGAGAAAGGGUGCAAAAUAUCUCCAUUUCGAAUGCUGGUUCCUACCUCUCACAAAACCAAACUUGAUCCAAACUCAAAAGCAAUUUGAACAAACCAAACAACUACCCCUAUCAACUACUUCCACUAUGAUGACCUUCAACUUCUCUACCGUUGUCCUCGCCCUUGUCGCCGCCACCUCCUUUGUCUCUGCCGACUACGUCUGCGAAAACCAGGCCUUCUUCAAGCUAGACACCAAAAAAAAGCCGUCCAAGAAAUCGAUCGAUUCCCUUCAUACCUUCAUGUUGGAUUCCUUCCAGGAAGCCUACAAGAACAACGACGACAUCAACAUGCUCUCCGACAAGUUUGAAAGCGUAAGUUUAUUGUUCCGGUUGUUGCUUGGUGUUGCCAGAACUGCAACCGAAACUGCCUGUUUGUCUAACGGACCGAUUCCAUGUUUUUCUUGGGCUGGUGCAAAUUCAUAGUUCUCGCUCGGAAAGGACUCU
Molecule: messenger RNA, 4109 nt
Organism: Pseudo-nitzschia multistriata
Lineage: Eukaryota; Bacillariophyta; Bacillariophyceae; Bacillariales; Bacillariaceae
Source: the annotation of a GenBank genome assembly